This is a messenger RNA of Torulaspora globosa, 1014 nucleotides long. It is a transcript of the gene LSB5, whose product is annotated as Lsb5p. Gene Ontology annotation, molecular function: ubiquitin binding; phosphatidylinositol binding. The record is from RefSeq and is a predicted model, not a curated record. Gene Ontology annotation, biological process: actin filament organization; actin cortical patch localization; endocytosis. NCBI's taxonomy places the organism in Eukaryota, Fungi, Ascomycota, Saccharomycetes, Saccharomycetales, Saccharomycetaceae. The transcript has a single exon. The coding region runs from base 1 to 1014 and encodes 337 amino acids. Gene Ontology annotation, cellular component: actin cortical patch.
AUGGGGUUGUUGUCGGAUCAUCCGCACACUGCCAUCACAGAUACGAUAGAUCGGGUUGUUUCGACGAAGGAGUACGCUUUGGAGGUGGAUCUGGGGACAGUGGUGGGGCUAAUCAGGAACGGAGCGAGUGAUUAUGAGUAUAUUACCAACCAGCGGGAGGCAGCCAGGGUUUUGAGGAAGAAGCUGAAGUACGGAAAUCGGCUGCAGCAGUCGCGGUCGCUGGACUUGUUGGACUUGUUUGUUUCACAAGGGAUCAGGUUUGGAGCACUGUACAACGACGACAAGCUGGUCGACAGACUGAGCGGGAUUGCGUUGAACAGGGUGCCAGACUCCCGGGGCAGCCGAUACAAUAGCAAGAUUGUGAAGAAGUGUGCAAACUAUGUGUUGAGUUGGUGCAAUUAUAUCGAGGAAUCGGGACAGCAGUCGAAUCGCAGUUAUGCUAGUUUUGUGGAGCUCGGAAGGAGCGUCAAGAGACGCUACUCGAACGCUCAGCAGAGGCGCGGAAGGUCGAACUUUAUGGAUGACCAGGCGGAUGAAUCUAUCCACGCCUCGCAGCAGAGCGAUCCGGAUCAGCUCUAUGGAAUCCCGCGGAUCGACAUCAAGAAGUCCGCGCCAGCGAUGCGUGUGGUGAUCAGCGAUGCAUUGGCCGCGGCCGUUGCGUUAAAGAACGCGCUGAUGGUGUUGCCCCAGGGCAAGAGCUCCACGGACGACGAGGAAGCCACCGCCAGGUUCAUCCAAGCGAGAGCCCUUAGACGGAAGAUCCUCAGAUACUUGCAACUGGUCACCGAGGGAGAAUUUUUGGGCAGUCUCAUCCACGCCAACGACGAGCUUGUCAGCGCAUUGGCAGAGUACGAUGAGAAGAGCGCUGAAUCCGCGGAGUCGAGCAGCGAGGAGCUUUAUUCUGAUGAAGAUGGGGACGGCAGAAGCAGCGAAGAUGACUACGAUAGCCGCUCGCUUGCUUCUACACAGCCAUCUACCGCUUCCAACCCUUUUGGAGACCAUAACAAGAUAUGA